UGUCCUCCAAGGCUUCUGUAGGCUCCAUCGGUUGCAUCAACCAGUUUCCACUAAUAGUCCGCAUGCACUCUGAUGUAGCUAUGGAGUUCUUCACCUUUUUGCUCUUUUUAAAUACACAAGGAAAUCAUAAUAGAGUAAUAUACCAAUGAGAAAAUUGCUGGAGCAGAGUGGAGAUUGAACCAGCGGUACCCACUCACUGUUGGGUGAACAGAGGCGUACAGUUAAGGAUUGGUGCCUAGUCAAUCCUCCCCGGCUAGGAUACGAACCUUGGCCUGAUCGCUCGCGAAGCGUAUUGAGAGUGUCUUAUCACUGCCCCACGGGGACUGCCAAUAAUUAUAUAAAUAAGCAACUGCACCAAGAACCACUACAAUACGCAGGAAUUUUGUCUAGGAUUUCCGAUGACUUCAGUUUAAGAGUUAAAGAGCGAGAAGAAUAUUGUGAAGAAGAGGGUGAAGAACAUAAUGAUGACGAUGAAAAGGAUGAUGAUGAUUAAGAUAAAGAAGCAUCAGAAUUCAGCGUGGGUUGGCACUAUCCUGCACGUGACAAAACGAUAAGCUCCACAGCCAAGGAUCCGCUCCCACAGCCUGAGGGAGGUGGCACAGGGCCAGCAGGGACGUCCUGCAGUCCUGGUGCAGCCUGCGGGGGCAGAGGACGUCGUCGGAGCCGGGUCCCGUGCACUUGAUCAUCCAGGGAGGACCCCAGCCAGACCAGGAUGGCCCAGUGGACGGUGGUGUGGUGGUGCCUGAUGGUGAUCACUGCAGACGCGGGCCUCGCCAGCGGUGUGGAGGAGUGCUUCUUGUACCCCGUGACGAAGGGGGAGAAGAGCCCCAGCGUCCCCCUCCAGGACAGCGGCGACACCAUCAUCACCAUCAACAACAUCUACGACAACAACACCGUCACCACCAUCACUACUGACGAUGGUGUCUGUGUGGCGCGGGUCCUUCAUAAGAGCACUUAUAAACCGAGGGAAGAUGGCUGCCCUGUCCUCGACGCCAGCGCUGUCGACACCAGCACCGGGACGAGGCAAGAGUUAGUGACGGUGGUUGUGCGUCGGGGAGGAGGGAGGACCAGCGUGUACCUGCGGGACUCCGGGGACCACGAUCACCAGGUCAAGGUCAACCUCAGUGACGCCAGCAGCCUUCACGUUGUGUCCCAGGAGUUCAUCAACGUUGGUUACGGCUGUUACGACGGAUGUUUCCAGUUCCAGAAGGCCACCAUUCACAAGAGCUUCAGUGACGGACGUCCUGGAUCUUUACUCUUCUACGGACAACUUACGGGCUCGGGACCACCCAAGGGGACCAUAUAUGCUUUAAGAGACGCUGGUUGGAACCAAAGGAGAGGUUUCUACCCACAGGACAGUAUAAUGAACAACACUCACUGGUUCGCGUUCCGAGCGCUGCCAGAGUACACCAGAGACAACAGGGGUAAAUACAUACUUAGCCUGACACUCCGGUACGAGACUGCCACCUCCAGCUGCAGCCCGGAGGACCCAGCCUGCAAUCCAGGACAGAUUACACAUUUUGUAGGAGACGUUCCUUCCAAGGAUUUGUACCUGACUUUCUAUGCGACGGAGAAUGUGCGGUGGGCCGUGUUCUGCCGGCCUCUGACCACUAGCCAGGAGCCAGGUGAGGAGGACCAGCCAGCUCUUACCACAACCACCUCACCAACCACUAUUAAUUGGUCUCUUCCCUUAAACAACAGCUGCCAAAUUAAUGAUUGUCAAGAAAUGGCGAUGUUGUGGCGUGUAAUGUGGAGUGCGCUGGUGCUGGCAGUGGUGUGCGUGCUGCUGUUGCUGGUCACCGUCUUCCUCAACAUUAUUAUUGUACGUCGACAACCACCACCAUCUCGCCCCUCUCACCCCAACACCGUCCCUCUCGCCGUCACCUCUCUACCAAAUAACGACCCUGCGAAUCACAUUUACGACUACCUAGAACCUGAUCCUCUCUAAGAUGACUGUCACCAAGCCAGAAGACUCCCCAGGACCGUUUAGCUCCGGAGCCAUAACCCAGCCCGCUGGUGAUAAUGCCAUAAGAGAAGUUUAACUGACGUGACUGGCAGGCUAAGUUAAUAGGUCACUAGUGGUUCUUCCUCAACUCUGAAAGGCUGCUUGCAAUAGGGAAUAUACCUUUGAAUUAGCUAAAGAGCAAUAUAUUGACAAAAUAGUGAUAGAGCUCACUCAUGCAUCAAAUAUGUGAAAAUGGGAUUUAUAUAUAUAUAAAAAUCGAGCAGUAAAAUAUUUAAUUGUUAAAAGGAAUAGGAGGAUAAAAUGCGUAAUCAAAGUAUGCUUGCCAAGUAGUGUAGUGUGAAGCGGUAUUAGUUUGUAAUGUAUGCUUGAACUAAGUCAACUCUGAUAACAGCAUCGGGUGAGGUCCACAGGACUAACAAUACUACAUACUGUGUGAUCGAAACAUUUAUAAUGCUGAACAAUUUGGAAGACUUUAAUCUAGACAACUUCCUGAAAAGGUUCAAUGUAAUUGACACAGGGGGCAAUAGCUUCAUGCUCAACAAGCCACAACGUAGGACACACAACAGGACAUAAAUUCUUUAAUCAAGGUUAAUGGAAUCGCGAAUCACUAUACCUUCUGAUUCUGCAACUCCAACAGCACCUCGUGCAAAACAUACUUCAGAAGCCCUUGAUCCUGCAGCACCGUCUACAGGGCUUCCUACUAGUGGAAUUGUUCCUGCUGCAACUUGCGAUCCUGCAAUACAACCUCAAACACCGGCUCUUGCAACAACAACUAUAGAAUCCACUGAUUCUUCAACAUCAACUUGAGCACCUUCAGGCACUGAAUCAGCUGCCGCUGUAGCACUUGAGCAGUCUGCCUGAGACAAACCCUCUACAUCAUCUGGAGAAGAAACAUCAGAGAAUGUCACUGAUGCCUCCACACAUCCACCAUCUCGACAUUUCAAGAUCAAGAAAACCACAUCUCCAGAUGAAGACACUCAAGAACUAGACAUUGAAGCCCAAGAAUAUUACAAAAGCAUGGAAUCUCCAGUAAGCAGACGAGACCAAGAAUAUCGAAAAAGCAAAGAAGAAGAGGAUCCUUCUCUGAAAGUGAUCAUUCCAGCUGAAACAAUCCAUAAAUCAUGUGAUCUUGACAGUUUUACGACCUUCAUGAGAUUCCCAUCUCCCAGACAUACGAUCUUCAUGAGAGUCCCAUCUCCCAGACAUACGAUCUUCAUGAGAGUCCCAUCUCCCAGACUUACGAUCUUCGUGAGAGUCCCAUCUCCCAGACUUACGAUCUUCGUGAGAGUCCCAUCUCCCAGACUUACGAUCUUCGUGAGAGGUCUCAUCUCCCAGAGACUUACGACCUUCACAUUGAGACUCACACUCAUAGAAGCUCUUGGCGUCUUUCUUGCUUUAUCUUUCUCUAGCAUAUAAAUACAUGAUACAUUCCUGUGUGAAAUAUGUAUAUAACAAUAUAUUAUAACCUGUCCUCAACACAUAUCAGUAGUACAAUAUUGGACUUAUAAUGUAGGUCAACUUUGGCACUUAACUAUGAAUGUUCAAAUCUUUGUUCAUAGUUUACGCAUAUAUUUGUUUACCUUCUUUUCGGGGCAAAUUCACCCUGUGAAGUAUAGGUAAGUUAGGUAAGGCUAGGUUAAGUUAGGAUAGUUUUACAUUUAUUAAAAUGUUGGGAGAAAGUUUUUAAGUAACUAUGAAAAAAAUUAUAGCGAUGGCCUUGAUUUAUUCAUAUAACUAAUAAAUGAUCUCGGUCUGGUAUAAUAAUUAUCUCUAAGAAACCAUUAGUAACAUCGCCGGACCCCGACCUGGCUUACCCGGCAGCCGAUGUCUGUUUCUCUGGCGCUGUCGACGGGGAACUCUGGUAUUUUAUUAAGUGUAAUGUGUAGUCCAAAUAUAGAUAAUAAUGUCGAGCAGAGUCGUCACGACAAGCUCCUCCAUUGUAUAUUUCUUAUAAAUAAACAUAUGACAUUUC
This is a messenger RNA of Procambarus clarkii (red swamp crayfish), 3938 nucleotides long. The record is from RefSeq and is a predicted model, not a curated record. Lineage: Eukaryota; Metazoa; Arthropoda; Malacostraca; Decapoda; Cambaridae.